AUGAACUCCACAGCUCAACAUGGAUUGAUUGCAGGCUACCCUAACAGGAGCCUCACCUCAGGCACUUCGUCGCUCGACAAAGACUUUUCCGGAGAGGAGAAGGACUCGUCUACAGGAUGCUACGAGCAGCUUCUGAUUUCCACAGAGGUGUUCCUCACUCUGGGUAUCAUCAGCCUGCUGGAGAACAUCCUAGUUGUUGCUGCUAUCAUCAAAAACAAGAACCUUCACUCGCCGAUGUACUUCUUCAUCUGCAGCCUUGCUGUUGCUGAUAUGCUUGUUAGCGUCUCCAAUGCUUCAGAGACGAUCGUGAUAGCGCUGAUUAACGGCGGCAGCCUCACGAUCCCCGUCACGUUGAUUAAAAGCAUGGACAAUGUGUUUGACUCGAUGAUCUGCAGCUCCCUGUUAGCGUCCAUCUGCAGCUUGCUCGCAAUCGCUGUUGACCGUUACAUCACCAUCUUCUACGCACUGCGAUACCACAACAUCGUGACCCUACGGCGCGCGAUGCUGGUCAUCAGCACCAUCUGGACGUGCUGCACCAUCUCUGGCAUCCUGUUCAUCAUCUACUCUGAAAGCACCACUGUUCUUAUCUGCCUCAUUACCAUGUUCUUCACCAUGCUGGUCCUUAUGGCGUCGCUGUACGUGCACAUGUUCCUGCUGGCGCGCCUGCACAUGAAGCGCAUCGCGGCGCUGCCGGGCAACGCACCCAUUCAGCAGAGGGCCAACAUGAAAGGUGCCAUCACCCUCACCAUCCUCCUCGGGGUGUUCGUGGUGUGCUGGGCACCCUUUUUCCUUCACCUCAUCCUCAUGAUCACCUGCCCCAGGAACCCCUACUGCACCUGCUUCAUGUCCCACUUCAACAUGUACCUCAUCCUCAUCAUGUGCAACUCCGUCAUCGACCCCAUCAUCUACGCCUUUCGUAGCCAAGAGAUGAGAAAAACCUUUAAGGAGAUUUUCUGCUGCUCACAUGCUCUGUUGUGUUUAAGUUUCCUGUAA
This is a messenger RNA of Nematolebias whitei (Rio pearlfish), 993 nucleotides long. RefSeq names its product melanocortin 4 receptor (gene mc4r). Gene Ontology annotation, biological process: G protein-coupled receptor signaling pathway. NCBI's taxonomy places the organism in Eukaryota, Metazoa, Chordata, Actinopteri, Cyprinodontiformes, Rivulidae. Gene Ontology annotation, cellular component: membrane. The coding region runs from base 1 to 993 and encodes 330 amino acids. The record is from RefSeq and is a predicted model, not a curated record. Gene Ontology annotation, molecular function: melanocyte-stimulating hormone receptor activity. The transcript has a single exon.